AUGCCUGGUAUACCUCCGGGCUUAUUGGUCCUUCUUCUGGGUAACUCCGUCAUAACGAAGUAUAACGCCAUUGCUGCGGCAACAUGGCUAGUAUGGGAUUUCUUUAUCUCUAUCGAAGACGAGGUCGAACUUAUAUGGAAGUCACGGAAUUCCUUACCCAAAUACCUCUAUUUUUUCUCUCGGUACUUCGGCAUGUUCAUGCAAGUCUUCCUCGCUGCCGGUGCGCAGCCCUUGUACUGUAAAGAGUGGUUGGUGUUUGAAGCGAUGUGCGAUCUUCUUUCUAUCUUAUUGUUUGGACGCAGCAAUGCUGAAAGCGAUGCCGAUCUCUACAGUACCUUCGCGCUGACCGUUACAGCCGUCGAGAUAUCCAUGAUCCUGCGCAUCCAGGCGUUGUACGGCGGCAGCCGCACCGUCCUCGUCCUCUUACUCUCAGUUCUGGCUGUUGAAAUACUCUGUUUCAGCAUCAUUACUGUCAUCGGAUACAGGGCCGCGACGCCCUCCCUCCGUCCCUUCCCGGAGCAGUGGCCCAUCAAAGGGUGCAUCAUGACAAAAAUCCCGAAGAUCUUCGAGCUAUGCUGGUUACCGACCCUGAUCUGCGAGUCCCUCUUGUUCUCUCUGACGGCGUACAAGUGCCUCGCCUCCGGACCGCGGUUCCGGUCUGGGUUCCACACCCCGACGCAUGUCAAGUUCUUCAGGGAUGGGAUCGUCUAUUAUGCACUGACAUUCGGUAAGCAUGCCACCUGGUGGUCUUAA
Messenger RNA from Gloeophyllum trabeum ATCC 11539, 753 nucleotides. RefSeq lists its product as uncharacterized. Lineage: Eukaryota; Fungi; Basidiomycota; Agaricomycetes; Gloeophyllales; Gloeophyllaceae. Bases 1 to 753 code for a protein of 250 amino acids. The transcript is spliced from 8 exons. The record is from RefSeq and is a predicted model, not a curated record.